This is a messenger RNA of Alligator sinensis (Chinese alligator), 3493 nucleotides long. It is a transcript of the gene CCDC33, whose product is annotated as coiled-coil domain containing 33. Gene Ontology annotation, cellular component: peroxisome. The transcript is spliced from 26 exons. The record is from RefSeq and is a predicted model, not a curated record. Lineage: Eukaryota; Metazoa; Chordata; Crocodylia; Alligatoridae. The coding region runs from base 1 to 3420 and encodes 1139 amino acids.
AUGGCCAACAAGGCCACAGAACCUCGCGUCCCCAUGACCCUGCAGAGGUCACGUCUGAAGGCCGAGGAGAAGACCCUGGAUUUUGAGUUUGAGGUGGUGAAUGUGCAGUUCAAUAAAACGGGAAGAUAUGCCCUGAGGUUGACUGUGGAGAACCUGCUGCUGGAGGGGUCUGGGGCUGGGGUGAAGCUGCAGGUGAAUGAGGGAGACGCCCAGUACACCACCGUGGGGACCACCGACAUCAUUGAGCAGAGCAACCCCAAUGAGAUCUGUUCCUUUGAGAGGAGGAAAUUUAUCUUCACUCUGCCCAAAGGAUUCUGCAAAAAUGACAAGAACCACGAUGUGCGGCUCCGGAUUGAAGCUCUGCAGCUCCAUGGUACCUCUAUGAAGAACAGCCUCCGGGCAGGGGAAGCCUUCUUUGCCAUCUAUCCUCGUACCAACCAGCCCCGGAUCAACCUCUUUGCCGAGAAGGAUGAGGAUCUGUACCGUUACGACGAUAUCAUGGCGCUGCUGCGGGUGGGCAAUGACAAGCUGGCAAUGCACUGUGGGAGAUUGGCCUACAGUGUGUGCUUUCAUGAGCACCGCCCACCCGUACCAAAGGAAACACAUAGUUCAUCCCAUCAGCUUUCACCCCAGCCAUCCACAAAGGAAGAGGGGGCAGGAACACCACGGCCAUCAUCCCCAAUGCCCCUGAAGUCACUGGGAACCCCCUUGCAAGGUCACUCACACAUUACUCCAGGAGCAUCCACAGACUCUCCUAGACAUUUGCCAGCUGUGGACCUCCACACCUCCUCACCAGAGCAGAUAUCCAAGCUACCUGUUGAGCCUGACCAAGACUCCUCCCCAGAUCUAGAGGAUGAUUCAGCAGAUGAGGCACUCGCUUCUUCCUCCUCUUCACCAGCUAUGCCAAGGCAAUUACCAAGCAAUGCCAGUUUUCACCUCUCUUCACCAGGAUACAGCCCAGAUCUGGACUGCCAACCCUUCUCUGAGAUGCAGGUAUCAGAGUCUCCUCCUGAAGGCGAUGAAUCUGUGCGCACUUCAGAAACUAACAACUGGCACUUGGCGCACCCCGGAAAAGACUCCAUCUCUGUCACUCUACAUGGAGCCACCAACCUACCUCCUAACCAGCGGGGCCAAGCACCAUGGCCCUAUGUGAUUGUUAAAACCAAAUACCAAGCACAGAACAAAAAGGAAGCCCAGGGAGUGACUCAUGCCUCCACAGAGCCUACCUACUCUCCAACCUGGGAGGAGAAGGUGACAGUAGAAACGGAUGCAGAAGAUGCUGGCCACGAAGCUGUGACCUUGACCACAGCAGACAAAAACACCAAGGAAGUGUUAUCAACCUACCAGAUUCCUGUGCGGUAUCUCCGACCUUUCCAUCACUACCACUUCAAACUGAUGCUGCCAAAGAAGAAGGACUCCUCUGAGACAACCCUGUAUGCUACCGUUGUUCGUAAAAGCAGCCUCAUCCCACGUUACGUUGGAAUGAACUACACCGGCUUGGAGGUUUUCCUCCAUGGAGUGAAUGAGCCUCUAGAAAAGUCUCAAGGUCCCCUUAUAGCUGUUGCUAGAGUUGUGAACAACUUGAACGCAUACAAAAGGAUCAUGAGGAUGCGGCCCCCUGCCUCUCCUGUGGUUGAUCUAACCGCCAUCAGGUUCCCAAACCCAUCGCUAGUGGACUUUGAUGCUCCUCGAGUCACCAACCGCGGAUUCCCACAGGUCACCCAUCCAUCUAAUCCCACAGAGAAACCAAGCUGGAACACCUCUUUUCUCUUCCAAGGCAGGGAUGGGGCCACCAUCUUCUCAGAUGAUACUGCCCUGGUGAUCGAGUACUAUCCCCACAAACCAAUGUCAGAAACAGAUCCUGAGAACGUGUCACAGCCUUUGGGUUACUCCGUAUUGCCCCUGACCAACCGUGUGUAUCGGAAGCUUGUGGCUGAGAGCAACCGGAGUGGGAUUCAAGUGGAAAACCUUCUCGUCCAGGACACCAACCUGAAGACCACAUCUGGUGGUAUCCCGACCAUUCAAAUCAGUUUGCAGCUGGUUGGCUCAGAGAGACCAGAUGUAUUUUUAACUCCAUCCAAUACCGGCACCCUUCCUAGCCUGAAUUCCUCAGUCUUGGAGAAGCUUGGGAACAUCAAGGAGCCCUGGAUGCAAGCUUCCCUGAUGCAACUGGAAGAGAUGGCCCCCAUUGAAACUCAGCGCAAGAAGUCCUAUCUCAAUCUGCCAUUGCUUUUCCAAGGUGACCUGUCCCCCUCAGACCUGGAUGCCUUUGCUGAGCCAUUGCCUGAUAGCCAGAUACACCCAUAUGAGAAGGUGGAAAAACCUGUCAUCAACGAUGAGGACAAUUACAGUAGACCCCAGAACAUCACCAAGGAAGACCAAGAUCAGUUCCCCGCAAGGGAUACCUCCCUCCCGCCUGCUGAUGCUGUUGCCAAGAUUUUGCCUCUUAACCAGAAAUUUGCUUACAAGAUGACAGAAGACCGGGGCGUUGGCAGCGAUGAGGCCAUCAGUAGACCCCGGGAUGUCAUCACGCACCAACAGGAUCAGGAGCCAGACACCUACCGCUUGGCCCUGAUGAGGAUGGCGGACGACAUCCUGUCCCUGCGUAGGCAUGUUGUCAACCUGGAAACCGAGAACAGCAACCUGCGCCGCAACCUCAACAUGCACAAGGACCUAGGCCGCACCCUGCUGGAUGAUGUCGACAUCGAUGUCAUGACCAAGGCAGAGAUCGUGGACAGGAUUGUGGGUCUCAAGCAGAAGCUGGCUGCUGAGACGAUGGAAAUAAGGAAGUUGAAGGACCGAGUCCAGCAGCUGCAGAAUGAACUGAUCCGGAAAAAUGACAUGGAAAAGGACCUGCUGACACUGCAGCGAGCCCACCAGCAGCAGCAGGCGGUGCUAAGGAAGUAUAAUGAGAAAAUUGCCAAGAUAAAAGCCCUGGAAGAAACUGUGCGGCAACAGGAGAAGGUGAUUGAGAAGAUGGAGCGGCUGCUGGAGGGGAAGUUGGCUGAGGUAACCAAGAAUGCUCCCCUUCCAGGCAAGACCUUCUCCAAGGGACUCUACACAACACUGCUCACCGAGAACUUGAGGUUGCAGGAGGAGCUGGGGAGAUCCCAUUACUGCUCCUCCCCCAUCAUCCUGCAGCAGCAGUCCUUGCCGGACAUAUACGACCACUCGGAGAGGUUAUCCCUGCUGGCCAAGCUGGAGAAGGCUCAGACUCAUAUUCAUGUCCUGGAAAGCCAACUGGAGGAGUCUGCAAGGACGUGGGGACGAGAGAAGCAAGAACUCAACAACCGGCUGAUGGAGCUAGAGCAUGGCUUCAGGCACUUGCCCUCCCCUGUCCCGCAUGACUUUCAAGUGAAGACUUCAUCAGACCCCACAACGCAUCACAAGCGGCAUCAGACACUCGACCCUCUGCCCUAGCACCUCUUGUGAGAUUGACCUGUUGGUCUCACAAAUGAAAGACUAUGAGGUUUUCCAGCCGGUCUCCAGCAGG